Molecule: messenger RNA, 1563 nt
Organism: Aplosporella prunicola CBS 121167
Lineage: Eukaryota; Fungi; Ascomycota; Dothideomycetes; Botryosphaeriales; Aplosporellaceae
Exons: 2
Coding region: 1-1563 (520 amino acids)
Biological process (GO): transmembrane transport
Molecular function (GO): transmembrane transporter activity
Source: RefSeq, a predicted model, not a curated record
AUGGCCCAGAAAGAACAAGAUCCUUCCAAGUCGGACACGACAGUCGGCUCGGGAGAGCACGCAGCAUCAACCACUGACGCUCGCGACGAGAAUCCGGCCGACAGAGACUUGGAGGCAGCCAGAGCACCACCUCCUGACAAUGCCGAGAAGGAGCCAACGGAUCCGGAUCUCGUCAUCUGGGACGGGCCGCAAGACGCCGCGAACCCGAAGAACUGGACAACAAAGAAAAAAUGGGCCACCACGAUCCUCGUCUCGACAUUCACCUUCAUCUCUCCAGUCUCUUCGUCCAUGGUAUCGCCGGCACUGGAAACGCUAGGCAAAGAUCUUGGCAUGAAAAGCGACAUCGAAGUGGAGAUGGCCCUCUCCAUCUUCGUCCUCGGGUAUGCCAUUGGGCCGCUGUUCUUCGGGCCCGUCUCCGAGCUGUUCGGCCGCGCCCGCGUGCUGCAGUUGAGCAACCUCUUCUACCUGGCGUGGAAUCUCGGGUGUGGAUUCGCGCAGAAUAGAGCCGAGAUGUUCGUGUUUCGGUUUCUUGCUGGCAUCGGCGGAAGCGCGCCACUCUCAGUUGGGGGAGGAGCUUUGAGUGACUGCUGGGCGCCGGAACAGCGCGGCAAGGCCGUGGGCAUCUACAGUCUCGCACCGCUGCUUGGGCCGGUCGUCGGGCCAAUAGCCGGUGGCUUCAUUGCGCAGAACACGACGUGGCGCUGGGUCUUCUACGCAACCAGCAUUGCGGCCGGCGUCGUUUCGGGCGCCGGUCUGAUCUGGCUGAGCGAGACGCACGCGCCCACCAUCUUGAAGAGGAAGCGGGACCGGCUGGUCAAGGAAACGGGGAAUAACAAGCUGCACACUGGCACCAGCAGCUCGGACAAGAGCCUCGUCGGCGCGCUCGGCGACGCCUUGCUGCGCCCCUCGCGCAUGCUUGCCACCCAGCCCAUCGUGCAGCUCGUCGCUCUGUACAUGGCGUACCUGUUCGGGCUGACAUACCUCAUCACGGUGACGUUCCCGGUCGUGUGGAGUGAAGUGUACGGGGAGAGUCUGGGUAUCGGCGGGCUGAACUUCAUCUCGCUGGGCGUGGGCAGCAUUCUGGGCGUGCAGGUGAACCUCCGCUUCGUCGACCGCAUCUACCGCCGCCUGAAAGAGAAGAACGACGGCGUGGGCCUGCCCGAGUUCCGCGUCCCGUCCAUGUUCGUCGGCUCCGCGUUCAUCCCCGUCGGCCUUUUCUGGUACGGCUGGAGUGUGCAAGGCCAUGUUCACUGGAUCAUGCCGAACAUCGGCAUCGCUAUCUUUGCGGCCGGCACCAUCGUCUGCUUGCAGAGCAUGCAAGGCUAUGUUAUUGACAGCUAUACGCGCUUUGCCGCCAGUGGCCUUGCUGCUGUCGUUGUCCUUCGUAGCCUGGCGGGAUUUGGGUUUCCCCUCUUCGCUCCGUACUUGUACGAGCGCCUGGAUUACGGGUGGGGCUCCAGCGUCUUGGCUUUCAUUAGCAUCGCUAUUGGCGUCCCGGCUCCGUUCGUCUUCUACCUUUUUGGUGCGAAGCUUCGCGCCAUGUCGAAAUAUGCUGCUGGGUAA